This is a messenger RNA of Vespula pensylvanica (western yellowjacket), 1209 nucleotides long. RefSeq lists its product as uncharacterized. The transcript has 4 exons. The record is from RefSeq and is a predicted model, not a curated record. The coding region runs from base 394 to 1137 and encodes 247 amino acids. NCBI's taxonomy places the organism in Eukaryota, Metazoa, Arthropoda, Insecta, Hymenoptera, Vespidae.
AUCAUACCUACGAGUGUCUCAUCGCAUGAUUAGAUUAAAAUGAUUUUAAAAUUUCAUCCGUGACAGUUCGUUUCUAUAACCGAAAAAUUGUAAAAAAAGAUUUAUAAUUUCUUUGAAUGAUUUUAAAAAUGGGACGUUUUACUGUAAUUUAUAAACGUACAUGUUGAUAUAUUAUAAAUGUCCUAACUAAAUUGUUAUAUUUGAAUUUCUAAUUUCAAUUUAAUUAUUUUAACCUAUGCGCAAAGAGUUGUUUAAAUUGUUUCCAUCGAUCUUUUUAAUAAUUUAUAGUGACAUGCGAACUGUUAAGUAUUGUGCUGAAGUACAUUCGUGUUUUGCCAUAUUUGUAUACUCUAUAUAUCAUAAAACGUUAAUUUAUUUUUUGUAAUAUAAGGAAUGGAAAAAUCAUUAAAAUUAAUAAUACACAGAAGUAAGACAAUUUUUGAUAAUGUCAAUAUUACUUGGAAUUCUGCGAUUAAAUAUCUGCAUCAAAAUAAUGAAAAAGGAGUUAAAUCAAAACCUAAUAUCCUCGACAAUAAGUCGCAUUGUAAAAUAAUAGCAGUUCCCUUAAAUCAAAGGGGAUUUAAUGCAUAUCUUGUUUCAUUAUAUGUUAACAGUUUGAUAAAGUCAAAUACUUAUCGUAAGGCUGCACUACAGGUUUUGUUGAAACAUUUAUCUUUAAUUACAAAUCAAACGAAUUUCAAAUAUAUGAUUUUAAUAAAAUUACGUACACCAAAAAAGCAAUUCCUAGAUUAUAAAUGGAAUGAGAGAAUAACAAAAAUGGUAUUAGAAACAAGAGAACUAGAUUAUGCUAUGUCAUGGUUAUCUACACUAGGAGGAGCAUUUUCUGCCUUAGGUGAAGAAUUUCAACAUUGUGCUCAGAUGGCAGGAAAAAUUUCAAUAAAACAAUUUCAAUUAGCACUACAUCUCGGAAAUCCCCUUCUCGUUGCUCGUUGUAAAUUAUAUGCAGCCUUAAGUUUGAUACAACAAGGUUAUUUCAAAACACCAAAAUAUAUGAUCAAAAAUAUAUACAAACUGGCAGUGGAUCAGAAUGAUACACGUCUGCAAAACAUGUAUCACUUCUUGAAAGGACUAUUACCAUCACUGAGCAAGAGUACCCAUUGGAUCCCAUGCUGGUAAAGUAACAGGUUCCUGCUCGAAUACAGCUAGGACAUCAGCAGGUACAAAUUUUUUAUCUACAACAGCUUCAAA